GCAGCCCGUCCGGCGCGCGCACUGCGCAUGCGCGCGUUUUCAGUUCGCAGUACCCCGUGCGACGGCGUGGGCUGAGGGAGUCGGCGGCGGGUCCCGAACCGCGGGCAUGGCGCCUGUGCUGAACCUCAACAACGAGGAACUGUGACAGCAGCUGUUUCUAAAGUUUCUAGAGUUGCCACAUCAUCAGCUAUGCUAAUAUUAACAGCACAUACUGAUCUGCUAUUCACACAGAUUUUGUUUCAGGAGAUUAUCGAGGCAAUUAAACAUGGUUGUGAAGAUGAGAAAAGAUGUGAAGAAGGCCAGAGUCCUGACUAUCCGCAGACUAACCAGACACAUUGGGAAAUUAAAGUUGAAAAAGGGUUCAGAAGACUUAAAAAUAAAGAACCAAAAACGAGUUGAGAGGUUAAUAGAGGAAAUCCAUGCCAUGAAGGAAAUAAAACCGGAUGAAGUUACCAGACAUGCUCUUAGGACAGAAGUUAAUUUUGAAAGUGUCUGCAGAAAGUCAGAUUGUACUGCAACUGAGCGAGCCAUUGCCAGACUUGCAACACACCCCAUCUUGAAACCCAAAUUUAUUGAACUUAAAGCUGCUGUAAAAGCUUUCAAGGAUGCAAGAAAGAACUCAGCCAAAGAAACUUCUUUGAAAAACGUCAAGUCAGAAGAACAGCCUAAGUCAAUACAGCAGUUCAAUAGCAAUUUGGAUGAUCAAGCUCUUAAACUAGCUCAAAAACAGAAAGGGUGUGAACACAAAACAAAAACGAAUGUGAAAAUAGAAGCUGACAAGGUGGCUGAAGAACUUUGUAAAAGUAAAUCUGGGCACAAAACUGUGGAAAUGAAGAGAGCAUGUGGGCCAGAAGAAUCUUCAUUUCAAGUAGUAAAAAUGCAAGCAGUCACUCAGAAUAAAACAGGAAAGAAACCUAGCUAUCAAAAAAGGAAAGAAAAUAUGACCAUGAACAAAUUAAAUGCAUUAAAAGAAAUAAUCGUUGAUAGUGACCUGGAACAACCUAAUGAAGAGGAGUACUUUGAUGACAGUACUGAAGAGAGGUUUUAUAACCAGUCUUCAGAUUCUGACAGUGACAGCAAUGAUGAUUUCUUCAUUGGGAAAGUAAAAAAAAAUAAAAAACCAUCAGCAGUUAGUGAUGUUUCUUCAACAAAAGAAAAGGACACACUUCAGGAAAACAUAGUGAAGAAAGAAAAGGACAUAGUACCUGGGAUAGCACAAGAUUUGAUCAGGAAAGAAGGAGAGCCACAGGAAAAAGCAAGCAAGCUAAAAUCAGUGUUCUGCAGUUCUUUGUCUAACUCUAAUCAGAAAUCUCAAAACAGAAGAAAUACUAAAGACCAGCCUCCCAAGAAUGGAAGAACAGCUCUUCUUAAAAAGGAACUACAGCUUAAGAAGCAACCGUUUGCAAAAGCUGCAGGUAUGAAAUACAACAAUAAGAAAGCAUGUUCAGAGCAGCCUCUUCAUCCAUCAUGGGAAGCAAGCAGGAGACGCCGGGAACAAAUGUCUCAAAUUACAGCAUUCCAAGGAAAAAAGAUUAAGUUUGAUGACUAGAGGAUAUGUAAAAAAACGAUUUUUAAAAAGAUUUUUGCAGAUUUGCAUCCCAUGCUGUUUUCUUAUGAAGUAACAACUGCUGUUUCAACAUUUUUGUUACACUGUCCUUAACCCUUUCCAACCUAUAAAAUAACAACUGCUAAAACUUAAAAUCUGUUAAUAAUGAAAAUUGCUUUGUUUAUUCAUUGUUCUGUCUGUUGAUUAAUGUAUGGUUGUAUGGUUGUUGGUUCAUAAAUCCCAUUGUGUAGUGCCACCAUUUAUGAAAUAUACACUAAUGUGAAUGAAUCAGGUUUAGGAUUGUCGUCUGUACCCUGUAGGAAUAGUUCAAAUUAUUUGGAGCAUUUUUCUUUGUAAAAUGUACUUCACACCAUAUGAGGACUUGGAUGUCAAGAGAGAGGGGAGGAUACGAAAGACUGAUCCUAGGACUGCAUUAUCAACUACAUCUCAACUAAGAAAAAGUGAGAGGUUCCUAAACUUGAAUAGAAUUCAGUAAUUCAUUAAUGUAUUAUCAGCCAAUCAGUAGUAUGUAUGCUAUGAAAUUUUCUGGAGAGGAAUAAAAUAUUGGACUGUUAAAUUGU
Messenger RNA from Cuculus canorus (common cuckoo), 2127 nucleotides. It is a transcript of the gene SRFBP1, whose product is annotated as serum response factor binding protein 1. Gene Ontology annotation, cellular component: nucleus; 90S preribosome. The transcript has 9 exons. Gene Ontology annotation, biological process: maturation of SSU-rRNA. The record is from RefSeq and is a predicted model, not a curated record. Lineage: Eukaryota; Metazoa; Chordata; Aves; Cuculiformes; Cuculidae. Bases 266 to 1549 code for a protein of 427 amino acids.